Anneissia japonica is the source of this 1919-nucleotide messenger RNA. Its product is annotated as histamine H2 receptor-like. The record is from RefSeq and is a predicted model, not a curated record. Gene Ontology annotation, cellular component: membrane. NCBI's taxonomy places the organism in Eukaryota, Metazoa, Echinodermata, Crinoidea, Comatulida, Comatulidae. The transcript has 3 exons. Gene Ontology annotation, biological process: G protein-coupled receptor signaling pathway. Bases 453 to 1787 code for a protein of 444 amino acids. Gene Ontology annotation, molecular function: G protein-coupled receptor activity.
AAUUUUCAAUGAAUGUCUAUGAUUGGUUAUUACCAAUUGAGAGAUUAAUAGCAUUUGCUGCAGUGUGCAAGGUACUUGAACAUGAGCGACAGAUCUUGUAAAUAAAGCUCACUAGCUGUUUUCAGUGAGGCUGAACUGCAACUAAAUUUUGUGUGCACAAUAUUAUCUUUUUCCUCAUUGUGGAGAUAAUUUAAUCAAACAGGAAAGGACUCAAAUUUUGUGGAUACAUAUUUUUACUUCCGGAGGUAAAAAUUGGAGAAUUUCUGGACAUAGUACUUUUACGAAUAUGAUUGUAGUGAAAUAGAUAAUAUGGUAUCAUCACAAGAUACAAAAACCUUCUGCAGGGUCUGACAGUGUUAAAUUUAACUUCCAGUACAACAUGUGUAAAAAAUAUGGAUUUAGGGUUAUACAAGAGAUGACAUUAUCAUAGAUUCCAUGCUUAUUGAUAUUGGAUGGAAGGUAUAAGCAUGAGCUCGAACUUUGUGAUACCGUUGCAGAACAUCAAGCCUGAGAUGUUGUCACUCGCUCCGAACUUGCUCAACUCUGCUAAUACCACCACCUCAAUGAUGACACUUGAUAGUGAUGUUCUAAAUGCCUCCACAGAAGAUGGUGUUCAGUUGGAACUCUACAAUAUUUUCACAAUCCUGAUUGUUAUUCCUUUUGUUUUCUUGACUCUCUUUGGGAAUGUGAUGGUCAUGUUAGCUGUGAUGCGAUACAAACGUUUACAAAUUCCAUCAAAUUAUAUCUUGGUUAAUCUUGCCAUCGCCGAUAUUAUAGUUAGUAUUCUUAUGCUGUUUAUAUGUAUUUUACAAGUGUUUAUGUACAAGUUUGACACAGGAAAAUUAUGUAACAUUCCGUUCUGUAUCAUCACAAUCGCAUGUUCCGUUUCAUUGCUUAGCCUUUCAAUGAUAGCAUACGACCGUUAUCUCGCACUUGUUAAACCGCUAAAAUACACACAGCAACUAACUUCAAAACGUGUGGCUGUAUACUGUUUAAUAAUGUGGCUGUAUUCAAUAGUUGUUGCAAUAUUGCCGUUAUUACACUCAUGGCCAAUUGAGACAGACUAUAAACACAUCUGCAACUAUUUAGACAUUGGCUAUACUAUUCUCAUUCAGCUUGGAGUAACAUUUGUUCCUGCAUUUUUAUUAAUAUUAUUUGCAUAUAUAAAUGUUUGGUCUGUUGCAAGACACCACUCAAGAGCUAUUUCAGCUGUGCAACUUUCCCUUUUUCCAGGACUUUUCAGCAACAGAAACUACCACAUGUUCAAAGGUAAUAAAUACUCAAGGACUCUAACUCUCAUAUUUGGAGUUUAUUCCUUUACAUGGGUGUUGUAUGUUAUAUCAAUUGCCAUGGACAUAAUUUUUUUGAAAAGUGGAAGAUAUUAUGAGUUUUAUAAGUAUACUGGCAUUCUUAUUUUAGUGAAUUGUUGUGCUAAUCCAUUGGUUUAUGCUUACCGAAACCAGGACUUUAAAGCAGCCUUUCGAAGAAUACUUAAAACAAAACUAUGGUGUUUGUUCAAGAGAGGGCGACAUUCAGAUUUAGAAAGGAGACCAUCAAGAGCAUCAGAUCAACUCAGCAGAACCAACAGCUUAUGUACAAACCUACAACAAUUACAACUUCUGUAUCAAUUUGAUGCAAACACAACUAUUACGAUUCCUGCAUCAGGGUCCGAGGCUGCUGCAGCUAAUGGUCACUUGGGUUUACCACCGAAAAUUCCACCCACACCAAGUAAACAAUUAGCAUUGCAAGAACAUCAAAUCCCACCAAAAAAAGUUGUUGCAUUAUAAAUGUGUAUUUCUAAUUUUGAAACAUUUUUGUUUUGGUGGCUCUUUCCUCGAUAUGUAUUAAUUUAUACUGUUGUUUAAUUAUAGUAUCAUCAUGAAUUAUUGCAUUACAUUUGAUGUGUUUUUGAUAAUUUU